Molecule: messenger RNA, 1248 nt
Organism: Alnus glutinosa
Lineage: Eukaryota; Viridiplantae; Streptophyta; Magnoliopsida; Fagales; Betulaceae
Product: protein neprosin-like
Exons: 8
Coding region: 1-1248 (415 amino acids)
Source: RefSeq, a predicted model, not a curated record
AUGGCGUAUUUCUGCGAACUCCGGCCGCAGAUUCUGGCAAUCCUCGAUGGUGGAUUUUGGCGAAUUCCGGUGGUAGCUGUCGACCUUCUGCAGGGGCGUAGAACGAAUUGCGAGAGAGAGAGCAACAAUUUGGUUGAAGCGGAUUGGGGAUUAUCUUUAAAGGAAGAAUUGAAAUUCCAGAAGCGACUUAUAAAUCUUAAGAAGUCUGCAAUUAAAAGUAUUCAAACAAGAGAUGGAGAUAUAUAUGACUGUAUUGAUUUCUACAAACAACCUGGGUUUGAUCAUCCUUUUUGGAAGAAUACUACAUUUGAGAUGAAACAUAAGUUGUUUGUAGAAGGAAUGAGAUCCAAAAGGAAUUUACCAUUAAAUAUUGGGCUAAAAGGUGCAGGUUGUCCUCAGGGAACAGUUCCUAUAAUAAGAAUCAAUAAAGAUGACUUGGCAAGAGCAAAAAUUCUUUCAACAAUAUAUUCUUCAAAUAUAGAUGAAGAAGAACCUGGACAUCAUUAUGCAAUACUUCAAACAAAAACUGACACCAAUAGGAAGCUUGUUGGAAUUGAAUCAUAUUUUAGCUUAUAUAAUGCAAAAGGAGUCAUUGGAUCUCAGUAUAGUGAAUUUCGGAUGGCACUUUCAAAUGGUUUUGACACCAUAAAAACAGGUUUCACGGUAAAUCCUUUACUGUUCAAAGACAACCAGACACGGCUGUUUGCUCACAUCAGGAUUGAUGGAAGAACACAAUGUUUCAAUCAACAUUGUCCUGGAUAUGUGCAAAUAAAUUCUCAAAUACCUCUAGGUUGGGCGACAAAAGAGAUUUCUGUUGUAGGUGGAGAACAAUUUUCCAUUAAAUUGCGAAUUAAUAAGGAAAUACAUGGCGGGCCAAAUUCAACAAAAUUUGUUUGGACAUUAUACUUUGAUGAGGAGAAUUCUGUAAUUGGUUUUUGGCCCCCGGCACUUUUUGGGAAAUUGAGUGAGUUUGGGAAUCAAGCCGAUUGGGGAGGAGAAGUGUAUAGUCCACUAGAUCAGCCUAGUCCCCCUAUGGGUAGUGGCCUGAGGAAUACAAGAUAUAGAGCUUAUAGUCGGCGAAUUGCAGCUGCGUAUGAGAAUGCAAAGUUUCAUUUUGUCAAUCCAAUCGAUACAGAGGUGUAUGCGUCUAAUCCACGUGCAUACAAUAUUCAUGAUUUUGGCUGUCAUGAUGAAUAUUGGAGACGUUUUAUUUCUUAUGAUGGUCCUGGCGGAAUCAAAGGAGCUUGA